This is a messenger RNA of Caenorhabditis elegans, 2295 nucleotides long. RefSeq names its product CUB domain-containing protein (gene F38B2.3). NCBI's taxonomy places the organism in Eukaryota, Metazoa, Nematoda, Chromadorea, Rhabditida, Rhabditidae. The record is from RefSeq and is marked reviewed. The transcript is spliced from 16 exons. The coding region runs from base 28 to 2295 and encodes 755 amino acids.
AGGGGCUUUUUGCAAGACGUCGACACUAUGCAAUGGAAAAUAUUAUUAGGUAUAAUAAUUCAAUUGCUAACAACAUCACUGGCCGAAUCAGACCUCGAUUUUGAAGAGGACAUGCUUGAAGAUCCCAUUGAAGAACUUUCCAUCACAUCUACAGAAAUCCCAAUCGCCAGUUCAACUAUUGGUCCAACAAUAACCACAAAAGAUUAUUGUCAUUGUGAUAUGGAAGUUUACGGCCUUAGCGAUCUCAAUGGAGUACUGAAAUCACCUAACUUUCCCGGUGCUCAUUGCGAUAGCGGAAAAUGUAUCUAUAAAGUUUUGCCCCAUCCAAAUAUGACGCUACGUCUCAAUAUUCAAACAGCAGAGAUGUCCAGUGGUACAACUCUCAAAUUUUGGAGUAUUUUCAAUAUUGAUGACAAAGAGUACUCACUUUAUCAUUCCGAAUAUUAUAGUCUUCGCGGCUACCAUUCUGAAUUCUUUCAAAAGUAUGAGCAAUUUACAACACCCAAAAAUGUUGGCUUUAAAGUUGUAUUAGAAAUGCAGAAGAACACGUACGCAUUCAGUGGAUUCAAAAUGUCAUUUGACAGAUUGAUUAACGAAACAUCCAAUCAUCUUUGUGAUCGCACUCAUGUGAUUAUUGGAAAUGAAUCAACAAUUGUGACUGCCUCAAAACCUUUUGCUUUAGCCUCUGGAUGUAUGUUUCUUCUUUCACCGUCUUCCGAUGGAAUCAAAAACAAACAAGAAGAAAUGUUCAUAGAGAUUGAAACCGAGUCUCCAACUUAUGUUGCCAUAAGGAGCUAUGACUAUGAAGGUCUCUUUUCCAGAGAUGAUUAUUUCGAUUCAAACCGGACAAAGUUAGUUGAUGCUUCAAAAGUGGAAGUGAUUUUUCGACGAGAUAGCAGUUACACGGAUAGCUUUCCUUCUCCAAAGAUUACUGCGCGCUUGAUGACUAAAGAUUGCGCCUGUCCUGAAAAAAGAAUGAAUUUAACGGGUCAUAUGAGUUCUGUGAUUAUUCGAUCUCCCGGUUUUCCUAAUUUGUACUGCCCUGGAAAACAUUGUCGUAUUCUAAUAAACAGUGAAAAAAAUGAAAAAAGAAUGAAAAAAGACAGACUUCACCCAGUUCUAAUGAUUUUGUCAAACUGUUCAUUGAACGAAUAUGAUAGUUUGAAGCUUGGUUCUAUGGAAUCAGGAAGAUUAAUUUUCCGAACUGAAGAAAAGAAUAUGAUGCCAACCAAAUUUCUGCGACCAAUAAUUAUCGAUCAACAGACCUUGGGAGUGUCGUACCGAGCUACUGGAAUUUCGCAGAUGAGAUAUUUUGAAAUGAACAUCACAAAACUUGAAAUUCCUGAAGAAUGUGUUUGUUCAAUGUUUAACGACAAAGAAUAUCAAAAUUCUGGCUGGCUCUCUGUAGUGAUUCCGAAAAACUGCAGUACUAUACAUUGUCAUUGGAAAUUCUCCACUGAUAGAAAAAUCCCUCCUCAAUACAUGACCAUUGAGUUCAUCAUGGACAAGCCCUCACUCAAAGAUAUCGUGUAUAUCUUGACGAACACCCUCACAGAAGAGUAUGACAGUGAAUUAUUGUCCACAAAACGAAGCAUUGCAUCGGCAACGUCACCAAUUGAAUUCACAUUUUCUAGAUUCACUUAUCUCGCCGAUUCGGACGCCGUUUUGAAUAUUUCUUGGAAAAUAGUUGAAGCAUGCGAAUGUUCCCAGGAAAAAGUUUAUGUAAAAGUGGAUCAACCAUCUGUUUUGACAAGCCCAAACUAUCCGGAAGUGUACUGUCCAAAUCUGGUGUGCCGACAUACGUUUUAUGCACCCAAAGGGCAUUACUUGGAGGUUCAAAUUUCGGAUGCAGAUAUUGAGAAGUAUCAUGAUUUUCUGAAAAUUUAUGAUGGGAACAGUACAAUUGAUCCCAUAAUUACCAGAAUAUCUGGACAAGAAAAUUAUGUAACAAUCAACUCAACUUCUAACAUCCUGUUUUUUUUGUUCAUGACAGAUGAAAGCAAUGGUAACAAGGGAUAUCAUGCAAAUGUGUAUGCUCGGCCCAUGACUAUAGACCACACGCUUGGUGAAACUCAUUGGAUUGUUUUGAUCUGUGUUGCAUUCUUAACUGUUCCAAUGAUAGCUGGGGUCAUAUAUUUUGUAAUUCGCAAAAAAGAAAAUCAUCGCCAACUUGAGUCUCUUCACAACCCAACAAUUUCGUACUCAUCCAGUGAAGCAGGAUCUUCAAUCAACAUCGCCUUUGGAUCAUCAAACAAUGGCAACAACAACGAGCGAUGCAACGAACUUUACGGAUGA